UCCAAUCUGCAAAGCAUCAACAUGGCUACUGUUUGAUAGGAGACACCAUUAAGAUUGUAUGUCUAUGGAAGCUUUUUAAAUAUAGUGUUUCAUAAACUUAGCUUGCUAUCUGUAAAUACAUUCUCGUUUUCUUUUUCGUUCACUACCUUUAAAGUACCUCGCAUUUCUAAAUAAACAGCCAGCUGGCUGCCACCGUCGCUGCUCCUCAUCAGGAAUAUCUGUCGUUCGGUAAAAUGGCUAGUCCACGUACCAGAAGAGUUUUGAAGGAAGUGAGAACACAGGACGAAAACAACACUUGCUUUGAAUGUGGAGGAUUCAACCCCCAGUGGGUGAGUGUUACGUAUGGAAUCUGGAUUUGCCUGGAAUGUUCUGGAAAGCAUAGAGGUUUGGGGGUGCACCUUAGCUUUGUGCGUUCCGUCACCAUGGACAAGUGGAAGGACAUCGAGCUGGAGAAGAUGAAGAUGGGCGGGAACGGCAAAUUUCGACUGUUCCUGGAGCUGCAGGACGACUACGACGCCCACUGGACCAUGCAGGAGAAGUACAACAGCAGAGCAGCAGCUCUUUUCAGAGACAAGGUUGCAACCCUGGCCGAGGGAAAGGAAUGGUCAAUCGAGACGUCUUCCGCCAAAGACUGGACACCCCCUCAAGCCAAGACGGGCCUCUCCUCGGCUCACCGCAGCUCUGCUGGCCCUGGGCAGGGUUCAGGACAUUCUUCAGACAAGGCCUUUGAGGACUGGUUGAGCGAUGAUGUCAACUCCUACCAGAGCGGCGGCGGCUACAGUGGGCAGGAGAACCGCUACGUCGGCUUCGGGAACACCGUCUCCCCUCAGAAGAAGGAGGACGACUUCCUGAACAACGCCAUGUCCUCCAUAUACUCGGGCUGGAGCAGCUUCACUGUCGGAGCCAGCAAGUUCGCGUCGGUCGCUAAAGACAAUACUGCAAAGCUUGCAACCCAAGCCACACAAAAGUUAAGGGGCUAUAGGCCGCCACCUGAACCGGCCACAGAGUUAGGCCAGCAAUUAAACGAGAAUGUAAUCAAACCUACUUCAGACAAGGUGAAGGAGGGGAAGUUGCUAGAUGACAUGUCGACCGGCUUCACAGGGCUGGCGACCAAGUUCCAGGGAGCCAGUGCGCAGGGUUGGAAAGACAUGACCACGUUCUUCUCUGGAAAGCCUGAAGAUUCGGCUGACGGGACCCCGACUGAAGACAGCUACCAGAACAUGGGCCAGACGGAGGGGUACCAGAACAGCGGCGAGAUGGGCCAGGACUUCUGGGAAGGCUUCGGGAGCGGGAGCGGGGGCGGGGGCGGGGGCGGGGGCGGCGGCGCCUCCAAGCCCCCCAAGAAGUCCCCCAGCACCGACAGCUGGACCAUCGCCGACCACUCGGGGGAGAAGAAGAGCUCCGACAGCUGGGACAACUGGGGAUCCGAGGCGGGGACCAACAACAAGCACAGCACCGGCGACAGCUGGGAGGCAUGGGACAACAACUGGGACAACAACGCCGAGGCCAAGGCCCGGAAGAGCCCCCCGAAACCGCCGGAGGACUGGGGCAACACGGACUGGUAGACCGACACCACCGCCACCACCAACACCACCACCACCAUCACCUAGUACUCCACCUUAUCCGGCCUUAAAUGCGUCGGGAGUCGUCUGUUUGAAGGUGGGGUGCAGCCCGAUGGUUGUAUUUGGACACCUUUAUGUAUAUGUGUAUGUAGGCCAUGCCAUCUAGGGUUUUUGCCUUUUUGACCAUAUAUGUGUGUGUGUAUACAUACACAUACACAUGCGUACUUGUGUUUGUGUGUGUGUGUGUGUGUGUGUGUGUGUGUGUGUCUGUGUGUCUGUGUGUACUUUAAAAUGCAGCUUUAAUUUUUACAUAUCCAGUCUAUCACAAGGGGAAUUGGAUAAUACAGAUUUUACAGGAACGCAAAAACUAGUGGAGCCUGGAAUUCCAUUGCUGGAAGGAGCAGAUGUGAUGGUUUAUUUUUAUAUUCCUAAUAUGCAUUAAAUCUUGAGUGCAUACGUACAUACAUGCUUUUUUUUCGGUGAUAAAAAUAGUCUGUGGGGGAAAGAAAUGUAUCCUUUUUGACUGCACCUAACUUUUGUAUCCAGGCCCUACAUCCACAGUAGUGUGGUUAAGUAUAUUGAUCAGUUGAGUUGAAUGAGAAAAGUUUUUGACUUCACAGAAACAUUGAAAUUUUCGGAUCGUUCGCUGCCAGAGUUAAGCGGCUUAUGUUUUGUUUGAUCUUAAAAUGAAAAGGCCGCGUCUCUUAAGAGAUUGAGGUUUUCGGUGGGUUGCCAGGUUGGGGAGUGAUUAGGAGCGUAUGAGGCGGUGAAUCAGCUGGUCGAGGAGCCCUUUGUGACUCAGACGUCGUGCUCUGACAGCCAGCAGCUCUCAUUGUGCUGUCCACCUCCCUGCUGCUCGAGUGGGUGUCCCAUGUUGCAUUCAUGGCGUGUUAAUCAUCUCUUGCUGAGUCAGGUGUUUAUAGUGUGUCUACGUCUGUGUCUCUGUGCGUGUGUGUGUGUGUGUGUGUGUGUGUGUGUGUGUGUGUGUGCACGUGUGUGUGCAGCUGUGAGUGAAAGUGGCAUUCUCCUGCUCGGAAAACAUUUACCUCAAGAGAGAUUUGGCUGAUGCACCGUACCCAUGGAAGACCAUUCAUUGUAAAUAUACAGUACUGGUUGAACUGUGACCCCCACACAAACGUAUUCAAGCCUUGGGAAACCCCCUUUCUGCUUUGGAAUUUAAUCAUAUUUCCAGAUUUAUUUAUUCAUUUAGUUUUUAUUUUUCUUUAAAUCUUCAGCAUAUUUGUUAGGUGUCUUGUGGGUUGUGUUUGCAAUGGCGUCGAGCUGGAAUUAAAAGACGAAGCAAUGGCGUCGAGCUGGAGCUAAAAGGCGAGCAAAACGCACAGCAGAAGACACUUGGGGAAAUGUCAUUGCUCCCGUGGGUAAGGCGGAGAUCGCAUCUCUGCCCUGCCACUAAGAACAACCAACAAAGCUACAUUUCUCCAACACAUCUUGUAAUUGCCUCUUUUUUUCGAAGUAGAGUAAUAUAGACGAGUAAGUUAACUAUUUAGUAAUGCAUCUGAAAAGCCUGUAUUAAAUGCUUGACAACGCCAGAGGCUGUUGACAAUGAAAUAGUGUAUUCAUGUGACCUGUUGAGACGAACACCGCUUAGUUCAUUCCGGUCAGUAUCUAUGGGUUCCCAUCCGUGUCCCAACGGCUACAGCCUCGAGCGUGCUCCGAUUACGUAGCCAACUGUACCUCGCUUGUGAGUUUGUAAGCGUGUCUGUCGUAGACGUAAAAUGAAGUCACUUUUCUCCUCGUUGGUAUCGGGAAGGUUAUUUUACUGUGCUUUCUUGUUCGCGUUUUUCAUUUUCAGAUGAAAAUCUAACAGAAUUUGGCAUGCGCUCUCUAAUAUUGUCUGGUCGGUACGCAGCAGCACAGAUGCGUUAAGGGCAAGGUGCAUGUUUUAUACGAAACCUGAAUUCCGUAACUGAGUUUUAAGCGAAGCAGACUUACCACUCGUUUAAUGAACGUGGCAUCUGUGCAGAGCUCGUGUGACGCAUCUAACUCACGGAUUACGCUCUUUUUUCAUUUAAAUUUGCUGGUAAUAAAUGUUCUUGUAAUAAGCCUUACAGAUAAAUUACCAUGCCUCUUUAUAAACAGAUCUUUGACAUUUUUGUUGUUAAUAAGUUUGGUGCUCUGUGUGUGAGUGUAUGUUAAUUUUAUCUUCUCUGAAAUGCAUGUAAAAUCAAGGAAGAAAAAAAAACCUACACAAAAGAUCAAAUGCACAGUGUCUGGAUUUUCAGUCUAAUUCUUGUCAUGUGUAUUUGCUGAAACGGUCCCUAAAAUUUGUAUAGGAUUUUAAAUGUACGUGUUAAAUAUGAAUUUAUGAUCCGAGAUGUAUUCAUAGACUGAGAAUCUGAUCUAGUCCAAUUGAACCUGAACUUGUUCAUACAAAGUGCAAUUCGGAUGUGAACCAUGUCCAAAUUAUCAGUCAGAAACUCCGCUGGAUAAAUUGCAGAGAGAUUUGUCCAUACAUGAAGUUCAACAAAGAUAGCUCCAAUCACUGGCAAAUAUUUUGAAAAGAAAUGCCAUUCAUCCAAACCUAUCCAACUUCACAAGGUCUUUGUAUAGCAGGAUAGAACUGACUCAGCAUGUAACAAUAUUUAAGUGGAUUACUUCUUUUACUAACCAAUACCUUGAUUUUCUUUUUUUUAAACUGUCAUAACUAAUAAACAAUGUUUACUUGUGUAGCACAUGGCUUUUGUUGCAGCAUUUUCCUGCCAAUGGUGUGCAAAAUAAUGAGGAGGGUUUCACUUCCAUCUGGAGCUGAUGUGGGUAAAAUGGGCCUUUCAGUGUUGUGCAAAUAUGCGUUUGUAUAGUGGACAUUCUAAUUGGCAAUUUCUGUCCAAACAAAAAGGUUUAUGAUAUUUCAACACCAAAGUAAAUUCUGUCUUUGGAUCGUUUUGAUUGCUUUCAAUAUAAAAAAUAUUUUAAAAAAAGACAAAAAUUGUAUCUGUGUAGUUGCUUGUGGAUUUGUGGCUCAUGAAAAGUGUAUAACGGGUCAGAACGUCGUGUAAAUUUCACCUCAGCUGCUCCACAUCUAUGAGUGAAAUCCCCACUUCAAAACUCUCUCUUCCUGGCCGAAAGAGGUCUCCCACUCCUUUAACUGGUUUCUGUUGAGAUUUUAACUGGUGUUUGUUAUAUGACGUGUAACUGGUAUUGAAUCGUGUUUUAUUUUUUUCCUUUAUUCAGUGCGUUUCCACCUCAUGUGUACGAGAAACAUUCCGCAGGUGGAGCGGAGUUCAGUCGUUGUGCUGGGUCAGUGUGCAAUAUCGCUGCAUUCCCCAAGUGAACCUCCCCAAACACUCAGAACAAGACAGCCAGGACAGGGUGAAAGCUUUGUACAAGCCACAGGCUGCUCUUCUCCUGCUGUACAUUGUCUGCUGUCUGGGAAAAUAUUCUAAAUAAAGAAGUAAACAUU
This is a messenger RNA of Conger conger (European conger), 4983 nucleotides long. It is a transcript of the gene arfgap1, whose product is annotated as ADP-ribosylation factor GTPase activating protein 1. The coding region runs from base 234 to 1565 and encodes 443 amino acids. The transcript has 15 exons. Gene Ontology annotation, biological process: regulation of endocytosis; regulation of ARF protein signal transduction. NCBI's taxonomy places the organism in Eukaryota, Metazoa, Chordata, Actinopteri, Anguilliformes, Congridae. Gene Ontology annotation, molecular function: GTPase activator activity. The record is from RefSeq and is a predicted model, not a curated record. Gene Ontology annotation, cellular component: Golgi membrane.